AUGGCGUCAGAAAAAUUGCAAGACUACACAGUGGAUGGUUUCCAUGCCACCACGACUGCCACAGUACAUACUCUGCGUAUCCACCUGGAGCCGCCGGGUAGUGUCCUAAACGUCCUUCUUGGUCAGUCCAUCAGUCUUGUAUGUAUGGUCGAUUACUCCAACACUCCAGUUACUUCGUUCAACUGGACACACAGUGGACGUUCCUACAGUGGACAAACAUUCAGUAAAACAAUAACAUCCAAGUCUGACUCGGGCAACUUAGCAUGCACUGUCCAGAAUGUGAUGGUCUCUACUCGAAUCAACGUGUGGUACCCGCCAGAGGUACAUCUGGAACCGAGCACUGACACCAUUACUGUUGGUGUCGGUGAAGACCUCCGUGUGCAGUGUGUCGUGGAUGAUGCCAGCCCUAGUGUCCACACAUUCAGGUGGUCACACAACGGACGAACAAGUACUGGGUCGACCUUCCUCAAACGUAACGUAACCAAGUCUGACCAAGGGCAACUGACCUGUACUGCUGACAAUGGGCACAUGAUGACGCCUGGACGGGCAGCUGCAACUAUAAAUAUGAAAUUGGACGCUUCCUCUUUGAUCGGGAACGAUGACUCUACAAGCAAAUUUAAAGUGAUUGCCAUAGCAACAGGAUCUGUUGGCCUGGCCAUCACCAUCAUCCUCAUCAUCCUCAUUAUCUGCCAGAGGAGGAAAAUGAGGACUGCAAAACCUAUUGAGAAUCCAGAGAGGUAG
This is a messenger RNA of Haliotis rubra (blacklip abalone), 741 nucleotides long. RefSeq names its product B-cell receptor CD22-like. Gene Ontology annotation, cellular component: cell-cell junction. Gene Ontology annotation, biological process: cell-cell adhesion. Lineage: Eukaryota; Metazoa; Mollusca; Gastropoda; Lepetellida; Haliotidae. The record is from RefSeq and is a predicted model, not a curated record. The coding region runs from base 1 to 741 and encodes 246 amino acids. Gene Ontology annotation, molecular function: cell adhesion molecule binding. The transcript has 5 exons.